Hippocampus comes (tiger tail seahorse) is the source of this 2857-nucleotide messenger RNA. It is a transcript of the gene klf1, whose product is annotated as Kruppel like factor 1 (erythroid). Bases 268 to 1296 code for a protein of 342 amino acids. The transcript has 3 exons. Lineage: Eukaryota; Metazoa; Chordata; Actinopteri; Syngnathiformes; Syngnathidae. Gene Ontology annotation, molecular function: RNA polymerase II cis-regulatory region sequence-specific DNA binding; DNA-binding transcription factor activity, RNA polymerase II-specific. Gene Ontology annotation, biological process: regulation of transcription by RNA polymerase II. The record is from RefSeq and is a predicted model, not a curated record.
GAGAUUUGAAGUGUGAGUUCCAGCUGACAGAGAGAGACAAGAGCGAGGAGGGAGAGAUAGCAGAGAGGAAUGGUGCAAAGGGAGCAACUUUAACAAACUGUUUCUCAGGUCACUGCGUGAACUGUAACUGCCAGGAGCAGCUUGGGGAGCGUGUGAGUCGUUUAGCUGAGGGCCAAGAGGAUAUUAAGGCAUAGAAAAAGUAAAAAAAAAAAAAAAAAAGCGAAAACUAAAACUGCUUCUGCUGACUACUGUCUAUCCAAGUGCUUCAUGGCUGCCACCCAGGCUGCGCUCCCUUCCUUCAGCUCCUUUUCAAAUCUCCCUGACAUGAAAGUGUGGAAGUGUGAAGACGGAUCAGCAGCUCUUGGCCCCGAGCAGCUGCAUCUCUCCCAGCAAAUGAGCGAGGAGCUUCUCGACGACGACAGCCAGGCUUCCUGGGACAUCGAGCUGCUGUUGUCUGAGUGGAGCAGCCCCUCGCCGGACCUCAGCCCUUCCCUGGACCGCAGUGAUGAGAACUGCCAACAACACCUGAACCAAGAAAGAGUGUACCAGGUGCCAGGCAUGCCUAAGGACCAAAUGGGUCAGGAGCAGAUGGACUGUAGUUUCAUGGCCGAGUUCAUGUCCCCGACUGCAUCAUACCAGCCACAAGUGUACCACCAAGCUUACAAUAACGACACAGCAGGUCGAAGGUCAGCUGCCAGUCAUGUCGAGCAGUUUGGCUUCUCCCAGGAAAGACACAACGCAGGGAGCCUUAAUGAAGUCACGUCAUGGGAAUUCAAUUCCUAUUACCAUCCACAGCAUCCUUCUUUAGUGGCUUUCCCUGACGGCAGGUUCAUCCCUCUCCAAGCAGCGACCUCCGACCCCCGACACUACAUUUACCCCUCUCACUUCACCCACGGUGCUAGCCUUUUCUGUGACUACACCAACAGCCAGGCCACUGGCCGUUUGGCCGUACAGCAACAGAUGGUCGGACCGCAGCUGCCCCCUGAAGGAGCGGAAGGGAAGCGUGGGAGAAAGUCGACGGGGAAAAAGAAACCCGCCAUCCACAGCUGUGAAUAUCCUGGCUGCAGCAAGACCUACACCAAGAGCUCGCACCUCAAGGCUCACCUCCGCACCCACACAGGGGAGAAGCCAUACCAUUGUUCAUGGGGAGGCUGCAGCUGGAAGUUCGCCCGCUCUGAUGAGUUGACGCGUCACUACCGCAAGCACACGGGCCAAAAACCCUACGAAUGUGUGCUCUGUCAGAGGGCCUUCUCCCGUUCAGACCACCUGGCUCUGCAUAUGAAGAGACACGCCUGAUGCUUAGUAUGGCAUCCAGAUACACACUCAGUCGCCAUUUUCUUAGGUACACUUCUUGAAUGAAAUCCUAUACAGGAGUUAAAUCAACACUUUUUCCUCUACAAAGAUAAUAAUGGCAAAUUCCAAUCAACACUGCCAGAGAGGUAUUCCCUCAAGGUUAAAAGGAUUAAUAAAAGCAAUUAUAAACGUUUUUUCCCCCAAGAAAGGUCAAUUACUUGUGUAAGAAAAAAAACAUGGGUGAUUCACACAUCCAAAGAAAGGUUUAGAGCCACCUUUAUUAAUUGUUAAUACUGUUAAUAUACAGUACAACAAACUAUAAUCCCAAAGGAGUUUAAUAACCUUCAAAAAGCACCCUUCAAAAAUGUUUUGAUUGUGGAAAAAAUUGCCUCCAAGUGCAAGCGUACAUGCCUAUUUCUUCUCCUUACACCUCCAAGGCUGAACGAACUCCUCCCCUCAGUUCAACAUAAAUACAUGGCCCCAGGAGGGUGCCAAAGCACUACUUUUUCAUUCAACAUGGAUUGGCUCUAACUUUUGGCAUCUCAGGGUGUUCCUGAAAGAGCAUAGAAACAGCGAGUAGGUGAGUUUCAGCAAAUAACUGCGGUUCCCCCCCAAAAAAGUUUGCGAAUAGGUGAAAUCACAUGUAGCGAAUUGUGAGAGGAACAUUACUGUUGAUGUAGUUUCCACAGAUGUACAACUACAUCAUCGUGAGAGGCACUUCUACAACAGCAUUACCUUAUUUAACUGCGUAAAAUGGGGAAGAUAUACAUCUCUGCAUAUGAUGCAGUUCAGUUCAACACCACUGUAAUAUUAUAACAACAAUUACAAAUAUUUUCUAAAUUAAUACUUCUCUGGCAGUGUCAAUCUAAACUGAGCGUUGUAAUUAUCUAGGCAAAGAUAUACUUCUUUGAGAUAUGUACAGGUUGAGCUAAUCAGCUAGCCAGUAUGGGUCCUAUUUUAGUAGACAGACAGCCAUUCGCUCGGCGUAAAAUCAGGCGCAACUUCAUUUUCAUGCUGGGGCAAGUCUAGUUUAGCAUGUUUGGGACUGCCUUGAACCUCACAGGGAGCCCCGGUGCAUGGGGCUACUUUGCCCCCGGCACACCUGAUGAUGUAGCCACAGAAAGUAGACUGCUCUUGCCCGGCAACUUCAUUUUUGUUAUGGGGCACAUCAAGCGUGCGUGUAAAUUUGCUGUACCGUACUGGUUGUCAUUUGGUGUUCUGGCACAUCUUCCAAUUUGGUGAGGAAAAAGUAGACAAAAUUUUAGACUAAAGUCUCCAAUUGUCCAUGUCUGAUGCGUGGCCGACAACGUGAUUUGCAAGGGGAGCUCUUGCAGUUUACUUGUAUAAACGCACUUUGCACGCGCCAUUGUCAUGCAAUGUCAACCACUGUGUGCGCUGAGGAGAGCCACUUCGAUUGCCUGGGAAUCGGCUAUGUUCCAUCCCACAACAGCGCAAAAGCCCUGUUAUGGCCUGUUCUAAUGUGCCAAGUCAAGGAAAAAAAAAAAAAGAAAACUCCACCCCUGCACACAGUUAGAGAAGUUACAAAUAUAAACAUUUUCAAAAA